Molecule: messenger RNA, 2564 nt
Organism: Mugil cephalus (flathead mullet)
Lineage: Eukaryota; Metazoa; Chordata; Actinopteri; Mugiliformes; Mugilidae
Gene: ptgs2b
Product: prostaglandin-endoperoxide synthase 2b
Exons: 10
Coding region: 87-1907 (606 amino acids)
Biological process (GO): response to oxidative stress; cyclooxygenase pathway
Cellular component (GO): cytoplasm; neuron projection
Molecular function (GO): oxidoreductase activity, acting on single donors with incorporation of molecular oxygen, incorporation of two atoms of oxygen; heme binding; prostaglandin-endoperoxide synthase activity
Source: RefSeq, a predicted model, not a curated record
GUAAAAUUUUCAGCCUCAGACAGGAGCUGCGGCGUAGGAGAGGAGCGAGAAGGAACGAAAAGAGGAUCUGACGAAGUCUUUGGAACAUGAAUAUAUUCACAUCAGCGGUUUUCCUUUUGGUGCUUGUGUUUCAUCUCUGUGAAGCUGGUAACCCCUGUUGCUCAGAGCCAUGUCAGAAUCGGGGCGUUUGCACAGCAAUGGGUGCAGACAACUAUGAGUGUGACUGCACACGUACAGGGUUUUAUGGACAAAACUGCACAACGCCUGAAUUCCUCACCCGGUUAAAAAUGUCCCUGAAGCCAUCACCCAACACCGUACACUACAUUCUCACCCAUUUCAAGGGCUUCUGGAACAUCGUCAACAACAUCUCAUUUCUCAGGGAUGCCAUCAUGAGUUACGUCCUGACAUCCCGCUCCCACAUGAUUGAUAGCCCUCCAAUUUAUAAUGCGGAUUAUGGUUACAAAAGCUGGGAAGUCUACUCCAACCUUUCCUACUACGCGCGCACACUCCCCCCUGUGCCAGAGGGUUGCCCAACCCCUAUGGGAGUUGUAGGUAAAAAAGAGUUGCCAGAUAUUAAGGUUUUGGCUGAGAAGCUCCUCAUGAGGAGACAGUUUAUCCCCGACCCACAAGGCACCAGCCUGAUGUUUGCAUUCUUCGCCCAGCACUUCACACACCAGUUCUUCAAAACUGAUAUGAAGAAAGGACCUGCUUUCACCCUGGCUGAAGGGCAUGGGGUGGACCUCAACCACAUUUACGGAGGCACCCUGGAGAAGCAGCACAAGCUCCGACUCCACAAGGACGGCAAGCUCAAAUAUCAGGAAAUCGACGGAGAGGUGUACCCGCCGACAGUGAAGGACGUGGGCGUCGAAAUGCACUACCCUCCUCACGUCCCCGACUCUCACCGCUUCGCCGUCGGUCACGAGGCGUUUGGCCUGGUCCCCGGCCUGAUGAUGUACGCCACCAUCUGGCUCCGCGAGCACAACCGCGUGUGCGACGUGCUGAAGGAGGUCCACCCCGACUGGGACGAUGAGAGGCUCUUCCAGACCUCACGUCUCAUCCUGAUUGGUGAGACCAUCAAGAUUGUGAUCGAGGACUACGUGCAGCACCUUAGCGGAUACCACUUCAAGCUCAAGUUUGACCCCGAGCUGCUCUUUAACCAGCGUUUCCAGUACCAGAACCGCAUUGCAUCAGAGUUUAACACCCUGUACCACUGGCACCCACUGAUGCCUGACAGUUUCCACAUUGAGGAGGCCGAUUACAACUACAAACAGUUUGUCUUCAACACCUCGGUAGUGACUGAGCAUGGCAUAAACAACCUGGUGGAGUCAUUCAGCAAGCAGAUCGCAGGACGGGUUGCUGGUGGCAGAAAUGUUCCUGGACCUAUUAUGUACGUGGCCAUGAAGUCCGUAGAGCACAGCAGAACGAUGCGUUACCAGUCCCUUAACGCCUACAGGAAACGGUUCUCCAUGAAGCCCUACAGCUCUUUUGAAGACUUAACAGGAGAUAAAGAAAUGGCUGCAAUUCUGGAGGAGCUGUACGGGCACGUCGAUGCCGUGGAGCUGUACCCGGGCCUGCUGGUGGAGAAGCCCAGACCUAACAGCAUCUUUGGGGAGACGAUGGUGGAGAUGGGAGCCCCUUACUCCCUCAAGGGCUUGAUGGGCAACGCCAUCUGCUCCCCGGAGUACUGGAAGCCCAGCACCUUCGGAGGCAGCGCCGGCUUCGACAUCAUCAACACCGCCUCCCUGCAGAAGCUCGUCUGCAAUAACGUCCGGGGUCCCUGCCCCGUGGCGUCCUUCCACGUGCCCGACGUCAAGGAGACGGGGUCCAUGAUCAUCAACUCGAGCACGUCACGUGGCAGUGACAUCAACCCCACACUCAUUCUGAAAGAAAGGACUACUGAGCUCUAAUUAAAAAAAGAAAAAGAAAAGAAGAAAGAUUUACGAUUUAGGUUAUUUUUAUAUGACUAUUUAUAAGUAUUUAUUUUUGUAUUUAUUCUAUAUUUAUAGCAUAACAUGAGGAAUUUUCAGACCGGAUUUUUUUGUAUGUCUAAUUUUGUAAACGUGUAUGUUUCAGCUGUUAUCAGGAACGAAUAUCUGUGGUUGUGUUUAUUUAUUGAAAAAUUAACCGUAUUGUAAUUUAUUGUUAAUGUAAUAACCUCAGUUGCUGCAACUUAAAUACUUGAAGAUUAGUUUACAGUUUCAGCUAGUAGUGUACGUUACACUCCUAAUGUUUCCUAAGAUUGACUGCUGCACCGUUAAGGUUCAUGCAUGCUGUUGUCCCUUAACACAACAGUUAUGUGCAGCUUUUUUACAGAUAGUGAUACAGUAACUCGGUAUAGUACUGAUAAUCACAGUGAACUUAUCGACUGAGCUCGACUGCCUUAUCCGAUUAACAUACUGUAAAUUGCAUUCCUGUUUUGAUAUUGUUUUCCUGAUGUCUUUUCUACUUCAUUCUGUGGGUAACUUGAAAGACUUGCUGCUGUUUGCAUAGUUGUUCUACAUAGAAACUGUGUAAUUUGAUGAACUUGAAAUUGCAAAUGUGUUGCUUAUAAUGCUCUCAGUGCC